GCGGAACGUGUUUGGCCUUGUGCCACACUUCCUUCGACCGCCCAAUCAAUGAAGACGCAGUGAUGCGAUGACCUGCAGGAUCUUCACACUGUUGGCUGUGGUGGUGCCUGGAGUUUGGUCUACAUGGUCGUGGAGCACUUUGGAGGUGCAAGGUGCCCCAUCGAAGCGUCAAGGACAUGCUUCUGUGGAGGUUGGCCGCAAGAUCUACAUCAUUGGGGGAUGCGUCCAGGAGAUUCGCUGCUUCAAUGAUGUGCACGUCUUCGACACAGGCACGCAGAAGUGGAGCCAGGAGCUGGUGAGUGGCGCUCCUCCGGCUCCUCGGGGUGGUCAUACCGCCACCUUGGUUGGAAGUGACAUCUUCGUGAUCGGAGGAGCCAACAGUCAGGCGACCUUGGGAGACGUGUACCGUUUAGACUUGGUGCGGAAGCGUUGGACGAAACUGGAGCAGCCAGCUGGCUUGAAGCUGUCCAACCGCACGAGCCAUGCAGCUGUGGCCACCACAGGAGGACGCCUCUUCCUCUUUGGAGGCUACGAUGCCGAGGGCAACUUCUUGAAUGACUUGUGGGUGCUCCGUCCGACUUUGUCGCCGCCCUUCAGCCCGGAUGCGCCCGAUGUGCUUGAAACGGCGGCGCUGGCCUGGUCGAGACCCGUGCCUGUCGGAGAGGUGCCCGAACCUCGAGAAGGUCAUUCUCUCACCCUCCUGGACGAGCAGCUCCUUCUUUUCGGUGGCUACACCGCGGCGGGAACCGAGACCAAUGACUUGCACAUGUACGACAUCUCCAAGCAGACGUGGAAGCAGGUCGCUGUUUCUGGAGCCGGCCCAAGCCCACGACAGGCGCACAGUGCAGCGCGGCACGGACACCAGUUGGUGGUGGCUGGGGGUUGCAGUGGCAGUGUCUGCUUCAGUGAUGUCUGGAGCUUUGAUCCUAUGGCCUUGCGCUGGACGCAGAGGUCUUCGUCCCCUAUGCCCUGGCGAGAACGAGAAGGACACAGUGCUACCUUCGUGGGUGGCCACAUGUUCGUGUUCGGUGGCUGCCAGGUCUCCUCAGAGUGCUUCAACGAUGUGUCGGUGCUGGACACCCUCGAGCCCUGUCCCGAGCAGUGCGCGGGGCACGGAACUUGUGUGGAUGGGCUCUACUGCCAAUGCACCACGCCGGGUUUCACGGGCCAUGAUUGCCUACAGCCCUUGACGUGCCAUCUGGACUGUGGCCUUCAUGGAUCUUGUGGGCAAGAUGGACAAUGUGCUUGCAGCAACGGCUGGAGUGGUCACACGUGCCAAGAUCCACCCCGCUGCCCUGGCGCCCCCCUUCCAUGCAGCGGCCGUGGUGAAUGCCUCGCUGGCGGCACCUGCAGGUGUCAGGCUGGUGCGGCUGGGCUGGACUGCUUUGCGGAUGCCACGAACCACAGUAAUCUGACGGCCUCGCGCCCCUUCUUUGCUCGGCGCUUGGUGCAACACCUUCUCUCCUUCACUGAGAAAGAGACCAAAGAGCCGCGACUGCAGAAUGGGCAGAGCAUCUCGCCAGCAGACUUUGGUAUCCACGUGAACGAGGAUGGGCAUGAGGGGGAAGCUUCACCUGACUGCGAAGACAAUUGUCAUUGGCGUGGACUGUGCGACGCUGGUGUGUGUUAUUGCCAGCCAGGCUUUUCGGGCAGGACUUGUUCUGUGGCCAAGGAGAACACGGAUGGCACCAUCAGCAUUGUGGCAACAGGUGCCAUGGCUGGGGUCAGCUUCUUGUGCUCCUUGGGGAUCACCAUGACACUUCUCUAUGCGCAGCAGAAGCAAAAACGAGCCAAGGACAUGGACGCGGGGUACAACGCCCUUUAACGGGCGCCCAGCUGCCGUGAAAAUGGAGAAGAAAACGCACGGUCUGGGCUGCCUUUUCUGGGGGUCUGGGAGCGAAUUUCGUUGAGUGUGACGGUGUAGGGACGUUUUGACAUCCA
Durusdinium trenchii is the source of this 1941-nucleotide messenger RNA. The record is from the annotation of a GenBank genome assembly. NCBI's taxonomy places the organism in Eukaryota, Dinophyceae, Suessiales, Symbiodiniaceae.